Dinoponera quadriceps is the source of this 3639-nucleotide messenger RNA. Its product is annotated as tyrosine-protein kinase CSK-like. The transcript is spliced from 8 exons. Gene Ontology annotation, biological process: protein phosphorylation. The record is from RefSeq and is a predicted model, not a curated record. The coding region runs from base 699 to 2258 and encodes 519 amino acids. Gene Ontology annotation, molecular function: ATP binding; protein tyrosine kinase activity. NCBI's taxonomy places the organism in Eukaryota, Metazoa, Arthropoda, Insecta, Hymenoptera, Formicidae.
UUUAGAGGGAACUAGAGAAACGGUGACUCUUAAUUUAACAACAAUUGACAUUUUAAGAAGAAACCGAUACAAUUGACGGGUAAAUUUAUUCUUGACGCGAGGUGAACAAGGAAUAAAAAGUUAGGGCCCUCUGGGGCUAACUCGCGCGAUCGACUCCUGCGGCUUCUCUCCCACGACUGCGUUGCCGGCCGGGGCGCGCUUUUUCGCGGUUUCUGCCGACACAUCGCAUUGCGACCCGAUUCGAUCUGCGCGGCGAGAGAGGAAGCUCAUACGGGUGAUUAAUGCGCCACGGGCCAGGGCAAACUGGCUCGGUCGCGGCGCCCAUGUGAACCCGAGCAAUUAGCAAUUGGCUAAUUAUACAGUUAACGGGCGAUGCGCGCCGCCUGCGACGAACACAACGUAGCAAGUCGCGCGGCGCGCUUAAUUGUGCGCCGUAAAUGGAGCGCGCUUUUCCUUCCUAGCCUCCUAGUCGCCGUUUUUUCCACGACGUUCGCGACACCCCCUCCCCGCGAAUUCCGGCGGCGCGCACACGACUUCGCGUUUCUUUCUUUUUUUUUGUCAUCUUUAAUUAACCGCGAGAACGGGCGCGCGACCUUGCCCGAGUUAAUUGCGACUCCUAGCCGGACGCCCAAAAAUAAUCCGCGAGGAAUAAGCGAGCGCGCGUCGUACACACUGAGAAGAAGAAAUUGAAAUGUUGCAUGAGGGCCAAUAUUUCCCGAAGAUGGAUACUCGAUGCAAAGCAUAGGUUGACGGAGCCUACUGUGGCAGCUGCCAUGCCAACGUACCACAAUGCGGGUGGUGGAUACCCGAACGUGUCAGCGCCAGCGCGGCAAGCAAAGCUCGACGGCAAUCAAAAUCAUCAUACUAUCCCUUCAAACGUAACGUCCCAUCCCCUCAUACAAAACAGCACUCAGCAGCACAGCGUACCUUCCAACCUGACUGCAGGUAACAUUCCGUCCCACCCGGUAUCGCCGACAAUGACCACGCAUUCAAGCGUCACCGCCCCGGUGAAUAUCACGACGCACAUGAACACCGCUUCCACGCCGGUGAUCCUUACCUCAAAUGCCAUUAAUCCGGGCAACACCACCGCUUUGCCGGUCAAUCCGAGGCACGAGGUGAAGCUGAACGCGAUGCCAUGGUUUCACGGGAAGAUAUCGAGGGAAACGGCGGAAAGAUUACUGCGGCCGCGAGAAGACGGCCUAUUCCUAGUUCGAGAGUCCACCAACUUCCCCGGGGACUACACGCUGUGCGUCUGUUACCAAGGGCGCGUGCAGCACUACAGGGUGAAGUACAAGAACAACCAAUUGACGAUCGACGACGAGGAGUUCUUCGAGAAUCUGGCGCUUCUGGUGGAGCACUACGAGCAGGACGCGGACGGUUUGUGCACGCAACUGACCAAGUCACUGCCGAAGCAGGGCAAGCAGGAUUUCUGCGUGGACCCGAAAGCGUUCGUGGAGGCCGGCUGGGUGAUUCAGACUCACGACUUAGAAUUAAGAGAGUGCAUCGGAAAGGGAGAAUUCGGGGAUGUGCUGUUAGGUGUCUAUCGGGGAGAGAAGGUCGCGGUGAAGAUGCUGAAGGAUAACAGCGAGGCGGCGCAAAGGUUUCUCGCCGAGGCGAGCUUAAUGACCUCGUUGAUUCAUGACAAUCUGGUUAAGUUACUCGGUCUCGUUUUUAAUAAUCAACACAUAUACCUGGUUACGGAAUAUAUGAGCAAGGGAUCGCUGGUGGACUAUUUACGAUCGAGAGGCCGGCUGCACGUCUCGAAGAAGGAUCAGAUUAAUUUCGCCUACGAUACGUGCGCCGGUAUGGCUUAUCUGGAGUCCAGACACGUCGUGCAUCGAGACCUGGCGGCGAGGAACGUUCUCGUGGCGGAGGAUAACUCCGCGAAAGUAUCCGAUUUCGGCUUGGCGCGGGACGAAAACUUUUCCCUCGACGGUGGCAAGCUGCCGAUCAAGUGGACUGCACCGGAAGCUUUAAAACAGAGCUUCUCAAACAAGUCUGACAUGUGGAGCUUCGGAAUUCUUCUUUGGGAGAUCUAUUCCUUUGGUCGCGUGCCGUACCCGCGAAUUCCUUUAGCCGACGUUGUGAAGUGCGUGGAAAAAGGAUACAAGAUGGAGCCGCCAGACGGAUGUCCUCCGGAAGUUUAUGAUAUUAUGAGACAGGCAUGGGAUUUGCAGCCGGAAAAGAGACCGAGUUUCCACGAUAUAAAAGUGACACUCGGCCAGUUGAGAGCUGAGUACACCAAAGGCGUGAAUUAAGAAAGAACUUAAUACAGUUAGGAACGAACUUAGCGAGUGGGACUGAAUGAUGUCUGAAUGAUUUCUCAAUUUUCAAAUGAAGGUAGUGAUUCUGAAUAUUUUUAUUAGAUAGAUCGAGAGAGGAUAUAAAAAAAAAAGGGAAGAAAUGAGAGACAGGACUUCUAUUGUACAUUGUAUACAAACAUAGUAUUCGCUUUGCUUAUAUUUAUUGUUAUUUUAGUUUUUUUUUUUUUGAAAACGGGGAGAGUUUUAAUUUUUAUAUAGCGAUAUUUUGCACAAGCAUUACCUACGUCAAUCGUGCCUUUGUCCAAGUUGACGUUCUCGACUAGGAAAUUCAACUUGCACAUGUGAAAUCCGGGUAUAUUCGGAAUGAAAUCAACAUAAAAGAUGCAUAGUAUCUGAAAUAAUCGCCUACUACACUUAACUUGUAAUAGCCAUGUUUCUUCGAAGUCUAUUGUGGCGAUGGUAAAAUUAGCUUUGCGACGGGUUCUUUUCUUUUUUCUAAGUAAUCCAAGUCUUUUACAUUGCAGCACAAAUAUAACUUACACUAAAUUUAGAUGAUUUAUUGUGUGCAUAACAUGCUACAUUACCUGCUUCGUAAUCUAGUCCAUUUUACCUUUGGUAGUGGACUAUUACUUCGUUAUUUGUUGAAAUCCUAUAAGAAACUUUUAUUCAAAAAAAGAAAUUUGUAUCAUUACAAAUGCGUGCGAUUCGUUUCAGCAAUCAUAGGUUUCCAAGGUACUUGUUUAGUUAUUUAAGCUCUUUGAUCAAAGAUUUGUCGUAGGAAGUAUUAAUUUUUAACUAAAUUAUUGCAAUUACAGCGCACCAUUAUUUAAGUUGUCUCAAUAUAUUCGACUGCAUUAGUGGUGUAAAUGUAUCUGUAAAUAUUUUUGUAUAUAUUUAUCCAUCAAAAAAAAAAGAAACAUAUUUCGAGAACAGAUGAUAUUGGUUGAGAUUUAACGAGAAAUGUCCAUAUCUUUUUUUUAGACUUAAGAAUAAUUUGUACUAUGAACGAAUGUCUAUACACACAAUCGCACCACGCCAAAAAAUGACUAUCACUCGCCGUUCGUUAUAUCUAUAUUAUUGACGAUUUCGUAGGUCGAAUAGUGUGUAAUUAUUCGCAACACCAUUUUUAACGUAUCGUUCAUUUGACAUGAAAGAUUCUGCCAACAGUAACAACGGACUAAUCGUGACUGCAUUUGACGGCCGUAUUUCUCUAAAUGGUAGCUACGAGCUGCGCGGAGAAUAUCAAAUAUUAUUUAUUCUUUAAGGCACAGCGAGCAACAUGGUCUGUAAAACUGUAGAUACUAAAUUCUUCUACGUAUGAUAUUCUUGUUCGUACGAUUAAAAGAGAAAUAAAUUUUCCUAAAUUGAAUAUCGA